Molecule: messenger RNA, 2253 nt
Organism: Silurus meridionalis
Lineage: Eukaryota; Metazoa; Chordata; Actinopteri; Siluriformes; Siluridae
Gene: ccdc92bb
Product: coiled-coil domain containing 92Bb
Exons: 6
Coding region: 194-1060 (288 amino acids)
Source: RefSeq, a predicted model, not a curated record
AGUAAUCCGGGUUUAUAUUUCAGCAUGGGAUCUGCUAUUUAGGUCUGAUUCUUCAUCCUAGUGCGGAUUAACAUCAGUUCGAGGUGGAAAACCAACGCGAGCCAGGUUCCUGUGGAUCAGAUCAGAUCAGGAGGUAAUAGAGGAGAGAGCCGUCCUGCGCCUUUUCUCCGCCUGAUUGACCAUUUGUGUCUCCAUGGAUACCAGCAACGUCACCCAACAGGUAGAGAGCGUCGAGCGGAACAUUGCUUUCUUACAAAAAGAGCAUCAGGUCCUCCUGACUGGUCUGCGCCUGGAGAUCCGUCACCUGAAGAAGAGAUGUAAUGAUCUGAGUUGUGAACUGAGCAAAAGCUCUGCUGCAAGAAAUAGAGUCGACAUUGCGACUGAGGAGGAGUUCCUGCAGGCUCGCAUACUGCAGACAGAACAUCAUAUUGCAGAACAAGAGUGCUCGCAGGGGGAGCUGAAAGCCAAGCUCCGCCACAAGGGGGAGCAAGCGAGCGCUCUGCAGGUGCGACUGCGUGAAGAAGAGCGGCGCUUUUUAGAGGAGCUAAAGCGGCGUAGCCAUAAGAUCACUGCACUUAGCCGUGAUCUCCGCAAGCAGACAGACAUCGCUGCCCAGCUAACUUUCCAACUACACUCGGCACGUUUUCGUCUCUACCAUCAAGCAGAGGAAGGAGAGGGGGAGAAAGAUGAGGAGAAGAAGAAAGAGGAGGAGGAGGAAAGGAAAGGUGAAAGAGGCGAGAAGGGUCCAGGCUGUUUAUCGAGCUUCCCACAGGUUUUAACAGCCAGACCAGAAGCCAGACAUCGUAGCCAUUGUUCAGCAAGACUGCGAAGGUCAGAACGUGUGAGGGAAUGUGUGCCACAGGAACGCAUCCUGGGGCCUGAGAAACCAUCUCCAAUGCCUGACCCUGCCCUCUUCCUGUAUCCCUUCCCUCAAAGGUUGCUCCCUCUGCACAUAUCACUGCGAGGACACUGUGGCGAGGGGGAUUCACAAAGGCAGAUGGGUAGACUACGGACUCGAGUGACGAGAGACGACACCAGACCAGAGACAACAGAUUUAUAGGAUAUAGACUGACCAGUUACUCUUUAGGUGAUGUGUAUAGUCUGUGACUCAUUAAUGGCAGAUGGAACCUAUUUCUUACUGCAUAUUUACAGCACAUUUCCGCUCAUCCCUGGGGGCAGGUAUGGCUGAGUGCCACUAUUAUUAAUAUCAGCUGUUCAACAAAUGUUAGUGUAUGUAAAAUCCUCGUACACAUUUUUGAAUUACAUUCAAAUAAUAAUCAGUUCUUUUGGGUGUCCAGUGAUUAAAAAAACUUAAUUUAUUAGCUCCUAUUAGCUAUUUAGCUCCUUAGUUAUUAUAACAUCUAGUGGUCAACAUAGGAACUGCAUCAAGCACUAAAAGAAGCCCUAUGGGGCAGGACUCACGCUGACUAAGUAUUUUAAUUAUUUAAAUUAAAUAAGUUUAAUAAACUUCAUAGAAAGUGUCUAUGAUGUUAAGAAGCAUUUCAGCUGAUUGAUAUUUGCAACGAGGAGAGGAUUUUUCGUGGAUAAUGUCCGUGUUGGAAAUGCGUGUGCACCACAUUGACCUUAUUUCUUGUACAAAGGCUGAGAAAACGAUGUCUAUGAUUUUUGCCAUUAGCUUCAGGUGUUUCGUGUGUUUUCUGAGAUAUGCAGUAGUUGAGAUAAAAAAAAAAUUCUGAGUACCAGGCAACCCUGAAUAAUGAUAUUAAUUCUUUGGAAAACGUACAUGCUCUAUGGGACACAGUUACACAAACAUUUGUACAGUGCGGAUGUCGUCAGUUCUUUAGAAUUACAGAUUUCUCAAAAAAUACAAUAGACAUUAGCAUGAGUCACAUGCGAUAGCCUCGCAACACUAUCGUAGUUGUAUUCAGGAUCUAUUGAGGUGUCAAGGUGGCUUUCUUGUCCUUUUCUCUAGUAGAGUGAUGUGUAAUAGAUACACACACACACACAAACACACACACAAACACACACACAGAAUGAAAUAGUUAAUGAUAUCUUCCAGGUGUUUAUACAAGUGGCUGGUAAUAUCGAGUAGUAAAAGGUAGAAUAGACAUUCAAAAAUAUUUGUCCAGAGAUGAUGACAUGGACACCACAAAUGCACCAAAUGUUAAAACUUAUUAGCCAUUUUUUUCCCAUGAAGAACAAGCUACCAAACAGCUAGAACUAAUCAAUGACAUGCAACAAACAGGACGGAUGUAUGAGUCAGAUGAAUAAACAGAUUCAUAUUUAUGUUUC